UCAAAUGCAAAAAAUAUCAAUGCCACAUCAGCAGAAAUCUAAAGCCGAGUGGAGGGGCCGUCCAAAUCUCUCCCUCUCCCUUCCGCAAAGCCACAACAUAUUGCCCUGUUCUCCCUCUCUGAUAACCCCAUCGUCGGAUUGAUCAGCCAAAAUAUCCAGAAAAAGAAGAGAAAACUGCGAAAAUCAGCGAUCGUUGAAGAAGGGGUUAACCGGCACUUUUUUCUCGGUCUGCGAACUGCAAGGACCUGAUAUCAGUUUUAGAGCUUGUACUAGGAUCAUCUCCGCUGUGGAAAACAACCCUAGGUUGAUAGAAUUACGCGGUUUUAGUGUUUCUUAUCCUUUGAUUUCUAUAUAGGGUCAUGGUAGAUUGAUGAGCCGUGGGUGGUGUUUAGUGUUUCCUUUCAUGGGAAUGCUGAAUUACGAUAUAUUGAUACUCGAUUGGUAGAAAGGUUGGAGACUGGGGGUAGGAUUCUUGGUAAGCUUGGUUUAGUGUCUUGGGGGUAGUUUCCUGUUCUGGUUAAUUCCGGAUGGCUAGUUCAUCCGAGAAGUGGAUCGACGGCCUUCAGUUCUCCUCCUUGUUCUGGCCUCCGCCACAGGACCCUCAACAACGCCAGGAUCAAGUUAUUGCUUAUGUUGAAUACUUUGGUCAGUUCACAUCAGAGCAAUUCCCCGAGGAUAUUGCCGAGUUGGUUCGCAAUCAGUAUCCAUCAACCGAGAAGCGCCUCUUGGAUGAUGUCAUGGCAAUGUUUGUCCUCCAUCAUCCAGAGCAUGGUCAUGCUGUCAUUCUUCCAAUUAUUGCAUGUAUCAUUGAUGGUUCUCUGGUUUACAACAAAGAAACUCCUCCAUUUGCCUCUUUCAUAUCCUUAGUCUGCUCAAGCAGCGAGAAUGAUUACUCCGAGCAAUGGGCUCUGGCUUGUGGAGAAAUUCUUCGCAUUUUGACCCAUUAUAAUCGUCCCAUAUAUAAGAUGGAGAAGCAACUUGGCGAGACAGAAAGAAGCAAUGGUGUGUGCAGAAAUACUGCUGAUCCAACGCAUGCAGAGUCUAAAGUCGUCCCACCAGUGCAGCAGGAAAGGAAACCAUUAAGGCCUUUGUCUCCAUGGAUCGCUGAUAUAUUACUUGCUGCUCCUCUGAGUAUAAGAAGUGAUUAUUUCCGCUGGAGUAGUGGUGUUAUGGGAAGAUAUGCUGCUGGAGAUCUCAGACCACCUAUUAUUGCUUCUUCUCGAGGAUCUGGUAAGCAUCCUCAGCUAAUGCCUUCAACGCCAAGAUGGGCAGUCGCUAAUGGUGCUGGUGUCAUAUUGAGUGUUUGUGAUGACGAAGUUGCUCGAUAUGAGACUGCUACUUUGACAGCAGUUGCUGUCCCCGCUCUUCUUCUUCCUCCCCCGACAACAGCCUUAGACGAGCAUUUAGUUGCAGGACUUCCAGCACUUGAGCCUUAUGCACGUCUGUUUCACAGAUAUUAUGCCAUUGCAACUCCAAGUGCUACACAGAGACUUCUUCUGGGACUUUUAGAAGCACCACCAUCAUGGGCUCCAGAUGCACUGGAUGCAGCUGUACAGCUUGUGGAACUCCUUCGAGCUGCUGAAGAUUAUGCAUCUGGUGUAAGGCUACCCAGGAACUGGAUGCAUUUGCACUUCUUGCGUGCAAUAGGCAUCGCUAUGUCCAUGAGAGCAGGUGUUGCUGCUGAUGCUGCAGCCGCAUUGCUUUUCCGUAUACUCUCGCAGCCUGCACUGCUUUUUCCUCCACUAAGCCAAGUUGAGGGGGUAGAGAUUCUGCAUGAGCCUACAGGUGGCUAUAGUUCAAAUUACAGGAAGCAGAUAGAAGUUCCUGCAGCCGAAGCAACCAUCGAAGCCACUGCCCAAGGAAUCGCGUCGAUGCUUUGUGCUCAUGGACCUGAGGUUGAAUGGAGAAUCUGCACCAUCUGGGAAGCUGCCUAUGGACUGAUUCCAUUGAAUUCCUCAGCAGUUGAUCUUCCAGAAAUCAUAGUUGCUACUCCACUUCAACCUCCUAUCUUGUCGUGGAAUUUGUACAUUCCCCUCCUCAAAGUACUUGAAUAUCUUCCACGGGGAAGUCCAUCUGAAGCAUGCCUGAUGAAAAUAUUUGUUGCCACUGUGGAAGCAAUCCUCAGGAGGACGUUUCCUCCUGAGUCCUCCAGGGAACAAAGCAGGAAAAUGAGAUCCAGUUCCGGCACAGGAUCAGCGACCAAAAACCUUGCCAUGGCUGAGCUCCGGGCAAUGGUCCAUGCUCUCUUUUUAGAAUCAUGUGCUGGUGUGGAACUAGCUUCACGGCUACUUUUUGUUGUGUUGACUGUCUGUGUUAGCCAUGAAGCUCAGUCCAAUGGGACCAAGAGACCAAGGAGCGAACUUGCAAUCACUGAUGAAAAGUUUGAGGAGAACCAACCUGUGCCCAACAAUCAGACAACUAACAAAAAAAGUAGGAAGAUCAAGGGACAGGGGCCUGUUGCAGCAUUUGAUUCAUACGUUCUGGCUGCUGUUUGUGCUCUUGCCUGUGAGGUUCAGUUGUUUCCUAUGAUCUCCAGGGGGAGCAACCAAUCCAAUUCUGUUGCUUCAAAGCCGGUAAAGAUAAAUGGGUCAUGCAACGAAUAUGGAGCUGGGAUUGAUUCGGCGAUUAAUCACACACGCAGAAUCUUGGCUAUUCUUGAGGCCCUCUUUUCAUUGAAACCGUCUUCUGUGGGGACUCCUUGGAGUUACAGUUCUAGUGAGAUAGUAGCUGCAGCUAUGGUUGCCGCACACAUUUCCGAACUAUUCCGACGUUCGAAGCCUUUGAUGCAUGCUCUCUCUUUGUUAAUGAGGUGCAAGUGGGACAAUGAAAUUCAUACAAGGGCCUCAUCAUUGUAUAACCUUAUCGAUCUUCACAGCAAAGCUGUUGCAUCCAUUGUUGACAAAGCCGAGCCCUUAGAAGCCUUCCUCAUGCAUACACCGGUCUGGAAAGAUUCUCUGAUCAAUUUAAAUGGUAAACUACAAAACACGUGUGCAAGGACCGCAUGCGUUGGCACAGCAUCUGUCUCACGGAUCGAAAUAACUUCGAGAAACAACCAUAAAUACGAUAGAUCAACACAUUCACACAGUGGCUCAGGGACUAGCAACUCUGGGAAGGGAAUUGCAGAUUUUCUGAUGGAUGCAUCUGAUCUAGCUAAUUUCCUCACUGCUGAUAGGCACACCGGAUUCUAUUGUGGAACACAAGUCCUUUUGAGGUCAGUGCUUGCGGAGAAACAGGAACUGUGUUUCGCUGUUGUUUCUCUCCUAUGGCACAAGUUGAUUGCUGCCCCUGAAAUCCAGCCGACUGCGGAAAGCACCUCAGCUCAGCAAGGAUGGAGACAAGUAGUUGAUGCACUAUGCAAUGUUGUAUCUUCAUCACCAGCAAAGGCUGCGGCAGCAGUUGUUCUUCAGGCUGAGAGGGAGUUGCAGCCUUGGAUUGCCAAAGAUGACGAUCAGGGUCAGAAGAUGUGGAGAAUAAACCAACGGAUAGUGAAAGUGAUAGUGGAACUGAUGCGCAACCAUGAAAACCCCGAAUCAUUGGUGAUUCUAGCCAGUGCGUCAGAUUUGCUUUUACGCGCCACUGAUGGAAUGCUUGUUGAUGGAGAAGCUUGCACAUUACCCCAGCUUGAGCUACUUGAAGCGACGGCAAGAGCAAUUCAGCUGGUACUGGAGUGGGGACAGUCGGGGAUAGCACUAGUAGACGGUUUAUCAAAUCUAUUGAAGUGCCGGCUACCAGCAACAGUACGGUGCCUGUCACACCAAAGUGCGCACGUGAGGACAUUGAGUAUAUCGGUUCUAAGGGGGAUAAUGCAGCAGAGCAGCAUGAAGAAGAAGAAACCUCAGGAGAAGAACGGAGGAAUUCACAAGGGAACCUUCUUUAACGGCGGGGAAGCCAUAGAUUGGAAAGCAGACAUUCAAAAGUGUUUGAGUUGGGAAGCUCACAGCUUGGUCUCUUCCAGUUUGCCUACGCAGUUCCUAGACACUGCUGCUCUGGAACUAGGCUGUACUAUUUCCAUCCCCUCCACCACCAACUAGCUUCCCCCCACCCCCAUCUCUCUCUCUCUAUACAUAUAUAUUUUACAGAUAUUUAGAUCCUUGAAUUUAACUUGGCCUCAAUGGUUUAGACCAAAACACAAGAAAGAAGAUUUAAUACUGUUGUCGCGUAUGCCUGGGUGACGAAAUUCACACAUCUGUGCAUGCCAUACACAUCCUUUCUGCGUUGUCUCUCCAUUCAUGGCUCAGGUGUAUAUAUGUUGUGCGUAGGAAGGACGUUUUCUGCUCGAUAGAUUUUGCCUUUGGUGUUUAAUUAAUUGUUUUUUUGGUAAA
Molecule: messenger RNA, 4322 nt
Organism: Tarenaya hassleriana
Lineage: Eukaryota; Viridiplantae; Streptophyta; Magnoliopsida; Brassicales; Cleomaceae
Product: protein GIGANTEA
Exons: 16
Coding region: 528-4031 (1167 amino acids)
Biological process (GO): regulation of long-day photoperiodism, flowering; regulation of circadian rhythm; response to stress
Cellular component (GO): nucleus
Source: RefSeq, a predicted model, not a curated record